GCUCACUGCCAACAGCGGGGCCGCGGGCGUGUGGGGACGGGGCGGGCGGAGAUCUCCUUCCCUGUGCUCCUGCGUUGGGCGUGGGGUGCGGGACCGAGCACGGGGCGUCCCGAGCGGCGACGGGCGGAGCGGGGCAGUCCCGGCAGCGGGAGCUCCCCCGGUAGCGGGCUGUCCUAGCGAGAACAGCGGCCCCAGGUGCGGAGCCGGGCGACAGGGAGGCUCCGCUCCACGCCGUGCCCGCCGCUGCGGGCGGGGGUGAGGGCCGCCGGGCCGGGGGCGAGGGGCUGCCAGCAUGAACAUCCUGCUGGAGCUGUUCGUGGUCACCUUCCGAGUGCUGUGGGCGUUCGUGCUGGCCGCUGCCAAGUGGCUGGUGCGGCCCAAAGAGAAGAGCGUGGCGGGGCAGGUGUGCCUGAUCACCGGGGCGGGCAGCGGCCUGGGCCGUCUCUUCGCCUUGGAGUUUGCCCGGCGCCGGGCGCUUCUGGUGCUGUGGGACAUCAACACGCAGAGCAACGAGGAGACGGCGGGCAUGGUGCGACACAUCUACCGCGAACUCUCCGAGGCCGCCCCCAAAGUAGUUGGAGACGGAGAGAAAGAUGCGCUGCCCCAUUGCAGCUUGCAGGUUUACACGUACACCUGUGAUGUGGGCAAAAGAGAAAAUGUCUACACGACAGCGGAGAGGGUCCGCAAAGAGGUUGGAGAGGUUUCUGUCCUGGUUAACAAUGCUGGCGUGGUCUCCGGGCACCACCUUUUGGAGUGUCCUGACGAGCUGAUUGAGAGGACCAUGAUGGUCAACUGUCACGCGCAUUUCUGGACCACUAAAGCAUUCCUUCCGAAGAUGCUGGAAAUGAAUCAUGGACACAUUGUGACAGUUGCAAGUUCUUUAGGACUGUUCAGUACUGCUGGAGUAGAGGAUUAUUGUGCUAGCAAAUUUGGAGCUGUAGGUUUUCACGAGUCUUUGAGCCAUGAACUGAAAGCUGCUGAAAAGGAUGGAAUCAAAACAACUUUAGUCUGCCCUUAUCUUGUAGAUACAGGAAUGUUCAGAGGGUGCAGGAUCAGAAAAGAAAUUGAGCCUUUUCUUCCACCGUUGAAACCAGAAUACUGUGUGAAGCAGGCUAUGAGAGCUAUCCUUACAGACCAGCCAAUGAUCUGCACACCUCGCCUCAUGUACAUGGUCACCUUCAUGAAAAGUAUUCUGCCCUUUGAAGCGGUUGUGUGCAUGUACCGGUUUUUGGGAGCAGACAAGUGUAUGUACCCCUUCAUUGCUCAAAGGAAGCAGGCUACAAACAACAACGAAGCAAAAAAUGGAAUUUAACACUGGUUUGGAUGGACUGACGUUUAUAGGUGAAUAUGAUAAUGUUACCUGAGUGAAUUGUGAAGUGCACUUGCAUCUAAGAGAUGCAAAAAGUUAUCACCUUACUGUGGCAUUCUCUUGGGUCCUCAACCUGUGUAUUGAACUCUAAAAAUCAAUGUUUUUUUAUAUACUGUAAAUAAAACUGACUAGAGUACUUGGAAAAUGUGAUAGGUAAACAAGGUGAAUUUACAGUGUAGCCGCCACCAUUGUCCUUUAGAAUCUCACUGUAUGUACAGUAAACUACUUCUUGUAGGGAUGCACUGUGUGAUAUCUCUUCCUCAGCUUACCAAGAUGUGUAAAAAUUGUGUACAACCAGAAGAUGUGUGUCUCAGAAGUUGCUUGUUUUUCCCAGUGGUGUUUGGUAAGAGGCAGGGAGGGAAAUAUUGAUACUUAAGCUACUGCAUAUCACCUUUUAGCAAAUUCAAGGAUGGUUUCUGACUGCGUCUCUUUGCUUGUUAACCCAAGCUCUCUAAAGGACACAUGGCCAACUUGUGGUGUAAUUCUCUUUUGUACCAAUUGUGUGUAUUCUGUUUAAACAAAGAUAUAAAUCUCUGCAGAUUCAAAGACAAGUGGAUGUAUCAGAACUACAUUCAAACUUGUACUGGGCAUCUGGUUUUCUAGGAAUGCAGUCAGUGAUUUAAAUCGACUUUUUUUCAAGUCACUUGAUUUGAAUUAUGCUCUGUUCUGUUUCCCUCUAUAUAUGUCAGAGUCCGGUCUGCUGUUAUGGACUAUGUUUCUUUUUGUAGUACUUAUUUCCGACAGAGUUCUCCCACCCCCUGAGGAAGCUGUUGUACUCAAUUUCUGUAACUGGACUUGUGCCUAAAAGACAAAGCAACUCAGCUGAGAUACAAACUGUUUAUGUAACUGCUGGUCGUACGCCAACUAUUAGCAAAUAAGAAAUAGAGUAAUGCCUGAUGCAACUUUACAUGUGGAGUAUGGAAGGGUGUAAAGAUUUUUUUUUCAAUUGUACUCACAUUGUAGAACAGCAAACGACAUUUUUACAGUAUUUUUUGUAAAGCGAACAAUUUUGUGCCUUGAAUUUGGUAAUCUGUAUUAGUGAAGCAUUGUAAAAGUGAACUUCUACCUCUGUAUCUUAAUGUAUACCAUCCACUUGUAAACUACUAUUGGACAAAUUGUGAUUACUUUUUUUAGAAUGUCUUGUUACAUAGUGACCAAUGCCUGUGGUUAUUAAAGUGAGCCACCUUUUCCUUAAA
Molecule: messenger RNA, 2565 nt
Organism: Coturnix japonica (Japanese quail)
Lineage: Eukaryota; Metazoa; Chordata; Aves; Galliformes; Phasianidae
Gene: RDH10
Product: retinol dehydrogenase 10
Cellular component (GO): lipid droplet
Molecular function (GO): oxidoreductase activity, acting on the CH-OH group of donors, NAD or NADP as acceptor
Source: RefSeq, a predicted model, not a curated record